This is a messenger RNA of Cladophialophora immunda, 1368 nucleotides long. RefSeq lists its product as uncharacterized. The transcript is spliced from 2 exons. The record is from RefSeq and is a predicted model, not a curated record. The coding region runs from base 1 to 1368 and encodes 455 amino acids. NCBI's taxonomy places the organism in Eukaryota, Fungi, Ascomycota, Eurotiomycetes, Chaetothyriales, Herpotrichiellaceae.
AUGUGGUCGAGGCGGCGAAGACUGAAUUUCGUUCGUGGACGACCUCAUUCAGGAAUCACGCGCAUCCUGUCAAACUGCGAUUUUUUGCCUGCUGCCUACAAUGCUUCGCCUCCUACCAGCAUAGACUUACUUGCAAACACGACCAUCACUGCUUCCGUCGACUCGAGGACAGCUACGCUCGUGUCCCUAGCUGGUCGUGUGGACAUCAUUUCCACCAAUUACAAAAAUACACUCCAAGCGGGUGGGCACGUCAGCUCAGUCUUGGAAACGCCGUUCAACUUCACCAGCAAUCCUCAACCGGGAUUGAAAUUCACGGUAGACUUCCCAAUCCCUGUACUGGAGUCAGGACUCAAGAUCAAAAUCGCUCGGAAGUCUUCCUAUAUCGAAUUGAUUUGUUCGGUUGCCGAUGGCGCCGACUGGUCCUCAUUCUGCUCUUUUAUGUACCCCGUCCUUCUCGACGCGGACAUCGUCACAGCUUGGAACAUACCGUAUCUGAAGCUCGACUCGCUGCCAGUUCUGGACUUGAGACAGCAAGAACGCCUCGAUUGGCUUACCACACAUACAUCGAUGAUGUUCAGUGGGAGCGAGAGAUCACUCCGCAGCAAUCCGCAGCUGCAGGCUCCCUUAGGGGAGCGAACACGGGUAGAGUUUAAAGACUCUUUGUUCUCCUUGUUCAUACACUACAGUGGACUGCAAGGCCCACGUGCUAGUGUGUUUGGGAUAACCUGCCCGACAGAUGGUGGCGUGCAUAUCUCGUUCUUUGUGUCCUCACUUCGACUCGAUCUUUCGAACCGCACAGUCGUGCUUGACACGGCAGUGCUGCCACUGCAAGACACCCUGAUACCCCGAAUCGCCUUAUUUCUGGGAUCGUUGACCAAAAACGGUGGCUUUUGUCAGAUCCGUGCCACGGAAGCCGAGAUGCGUGUCUGGAAGCAGGUAUUACCCGGGCUUGUCGAGCGUACCAGGAACUGGUCUCACAACGCUGAGUGCGAGUAUCUGGCCGAGCGACGAGUACAGCUCUCCGUCGAAAAGGGCCAAAAGCUAUUGUGCUCUUGUGGGGACGGUUCAAUACCUUCUGGCUUUGUUACGAGUAUCCCGAACUGGCGCAAAGUAGCCAAAUACACAGUUAGAGCGGCGAUCUCCUCAUGUUUCUCUGCCGCGAUGUUCGAAGGUGGUUCCGACUCUGACGAGCUUGAGAAAGAGGCGCGGGAAAACAAGGCAAAGGCAUGCUUAUCAUGUGGUAGAGACACAGCAGUGAAUGGGUCUGGCCUGCUAAAUUGCGCGCGUUGUCAGCAAGCCAAACACUACUUUCGGGAGUGUCAACGUACCGAUUGGAAAAAGCACAAGGUGAUUUGCAGGGCAAAUUAG